Enhydra lutris kenyoni (northern sea otter) is the source of this 1490-nucleotide messenger RNA. RefSeq names its product contactin-associated protein-like 3 (gene CNTNAP3C). The record is from RefSeq and is a predicted model, not a curated record. NCBI's taxonomy places the organism in Eukaryota, Metazoa, Chordata, Mammalia, Carnivora, Mustelidae.
AUGGUUCGGAACCUGUACGGAUUGGGACUCUAUCACUGUGAUGUCCCGCUGGCGUCCACGUUGCCACGAGAGUCCUUCAGCAGCUCGUCGGAACUGUCCAGCAGCCACGGCCCGGGGUUCGCAAGUCUUAAUCGCAGAGAUGGGGCCGGUGGCUGGUCUCCACUUGUGUCAAAUAAACACCAGUGGCUGCAGGUCGACCUUGGAGAGAGAAUGGAGGUCACAGCUGUGGCCACGCAGGGAGGGUACGGGAGCUCCGACUGGGUGACCAGCUACGUCCUCAUGUUCAGUGACGGCGGGAGGAACUGGAAGCAGUACCGGCGAGAAGAAAGCGUCUCGGGUUUUCCAGGAAACACAAACGCGGACAGCGUGGUGCAUCACCCACUGCGGCCUCCCCUCGAAGCCAGGUUCCUGCGCUUCCUCCCCUUAGCCUGGAGCCCCAAGGGCAGGAUCGGGAUGAGGAUAGAAGUGUACGGAUGCACGUACCGAUCCGAGAUGGUUAACUUUGAUGGGAAAAGCUCCUUGCUAUACAUGUUUAAUCAGAAAUCCAUGAGUCCAGCAAAAGAUGUUAUUUCUUUGAAAUUUAAAACCAGGCAGACUGAUGGAAUUCUACUCUACAGAGAAGGACAAAACGGCAAACACGUCACCCUGCAGUUAGUUAGAGGAAAGCUCAUCUUAUCGCUUAAUUCAGGCCAUUCUAACCUGCCCUCACCUGACGCCCGUGUGACCCUCACCCUGGGAAGCCUGCUGGAUGACGAGCACUGGCAUUCUGUCCUCAUCGAGCUUGGGAACACGCAUGUCCACUUCACCGUGGACAGGCACAGUCAGCAUUUCCAGGCCGAGGGCGAGUGCGACUACUUGGAUCUUGAUUGUAAGAUCAGCUUUGGAGGGAUUCCCGGACAUGGAAAAUCAGUGGCAUUCCCACAUAAAGACUUUCACGGCUGCUUUGAAAAUCUCUACUAUAAUGGAGUGGACCUCAUUGAUUUGUCCAAGAAACACACACCGCAGAUCCUCGUCACGGGAAAUGUGUCCUUCUCGUGCUCACACCCACAAAUUGUGCCCGUGACUUUUCUGAGCUCCAGGAGUUACUUGGCUCUGCCGGGCACCACCGGAGAGGACAAGGUGUCGGUCGCUUUCCAAUUCCGAACGUGGAACAGGGCAGGGCUGCUGCUGACCACUCAAUUCCAACAUGGGCCAGCGGCUCUCGUCCUCAUUCUUAAUGAUGGAAAACUCAGACUGAGUCUCUCCCAGCCCGGACAUCUGGCGAGGGACGUCACAGCAGGUGCUGGAUUAAGUGAUGGGCAGUGGCAUUCAGUGUCCCUCUCGUUGAAAGGAAAUCACCUGAGUGUGAUGGUGGAUGGUGAGGCAGCCGCUGUGGCUCACUCCCUGCGAGGGCAGAUUGAUUCAGGGGACACCUAUUAUUUGGGCGGCGCCCCAGACAAAGGCCGUAAUUAUGGCCUAAAAUGCAAGUCUCUGGGGGGCCUUGUUUCGAU